AUGUCGGGGCAAUCACAAUCACAAUAUGCCGCAGCUUCCCGUGUUCCUCUGAUAAAGUCGCCUAGUCUUCGCGUGCCGCGACCAGUUGAGUUGCCUCCAGAUAUUCAUCCAUUGCCUGACAACGUUACUGCAUAUUUCGUCUAUCCUUUUACCCUUGAGCCCCAUGUGCUCACUCUGGAGGAUUCUCGGAGAUCUACGCUUGCUGCGCAUACAGCUCGUCGGGAAGCCUUCCUAAAAGCCCGGGAGGACGAGAAGGAGCGGCGGAAACUCGAGGCUCUUCAUCGCAUCGCGCCCGGUUUUGAGCCUCGAGGUACGCCGCUCGUCCCUGUCAAGCGAUUUUCCAUGGUCCCAAGCCCACCGUCGCCUGUGUCUCAAGAGAACACGGGGCACACUUCUUCCAAGUCUGUCAUGGAAGAUCUCGUAGAUCAGCUGGCUGCACUAUGA
This is a messenger RNA of Sparassis crispa, 444 nucleotides long. RefSeq lists its product as hypothetical. The record is from RefSeq and is a predicted model, not a curated record. Bases 1 to 444 code for a protein of 147 amino acids. The transcript has 4 exons. NCBI's taxonomy places the organism in Eukaryota, Fungi, Basidiomycota, Agaricomycetes, Polyporales, Sparassidaceae.